AUGACACUGCCUUUUUUCAAGUUGUUACGAAAGGAGGUACAAUAUGGUUGGACUUCAGAAUGUGAAGCAGCAUUUGAGGAAAUUAAAAAGCAGCUGGCAUCACCACCAGUGCUAUCUAGCCCAAGAAAAGGGGAGCCACUGAUAAUGUAUCUCUCUGUGGGAGAUCUCGCUGUUAGCUCGAUCUUGGUUCAAGAAAAUGAGGAGGGGCAGCAGCCAAUCUACUUUGUAAGUCGACUUUUACAGGGAGCAGAGCUCCGCUACCAGAAGUUAGAAAAGGUGGCUUUCGCUCUGCUAACCUCGGCUCGAAGGCUUAGAGCAUAUUUUCAAGGACACCAGAUUGUAGUUCAGUCGGACUUGCCAAUUCGGCAGAUUUUACAUAAACCUGACCUGGCAGGAAGAAUGAUGGCCUGGGCUGUAGAACUGUCAGAAUUCGACAUAUCCUUUGAAAGUCGAAAGGCAAUCAAGUCUCAAGCCUUGGCAGACUUUGUCAGGGAGCUCACUUCAAUCCAAAAGGAGAGCUCAACAAUUCCAGACAACUGGAAAAUUUAUGUGGACGGGUCCUCAAAUUCCAAAGGAAGUGGAGCCGGAAUAAUUAUUGAGAAUCCAGAAGGGAUCUCGGUUGAAUAUUCUUUGCAAAUGAAAUUUGAAACGUCCAACAACCAAGCAGAAUAUGAAGCGUUCAUAGCCGGGCUACAUCAGGCAAAAGAGCUCGGAGCAAGGAAACUGCAAAUCUUUAGUGAUUCGCAGCUGGUCACGUCGCAAAUUGGGGGAUGCUACCAAGCAAAAGGACCGCUGCUGGCAAAGUACCUAGAUUCUGCAAGGCAGUUAAUGGCGGAGUUUGAAAAUGUAGAAGUCCGUCACAUCCCACGAAAUGAAAAUAGCAGAGCCGACAUACUCUCCAAACUGGCAAGUACCAAAGGAUGGGGAAACCACAGGACGGUGGUGGAGCAGGACAUCCCAGAACCCACAUGUGUCAUGCAGAUAUCCGAGAGCAAAGAUUGGCGUAGUACCAUUAUCGGUUACAUAGAAAACGGGACGCUCCCCUCUCAACAGGAAGAAGCUCGGAAGCUAGUUAAGGACGCUGCGUUAUACACUAUGGUUGAAGGGCAGUUAUAUAGGAAGGGAAUCUAUUCUCCCCUAUUGAAAUGCCUAAGCUCGGAUAGGGCAAAAUAUGUCCUAUCUGAAAUCCAUGAGGGGAUAAAUGGCCAACACAUUGGGGGUAAAGCAUUAGCUCGGAAAGCCCUCGGAGCAGGAUACUUUUGGCCAUCUAUGGGUCAGGACGCAAAGGAGCACGUACAGAAGUGCGAUUAG
Molecule: messenger RNA, 1311 nt
Organism: Gastrolobium bilobum
Lineage: Eukaryota; Viridiplantae; Streptophyta; Magnoliopsida; Fabales; Fabaceae
Exons: 1
Coding region: 1-1311 (436 amino acids)
Molecular function (GO): RNA-DNA hybrid ribonuclease activity; nucleic acid binding
Source: RefSeq, a predicted model, not a curated record